AUGGAUGAGAAGAACCGCACGGAGACCUGGCACCAAAGCCUCCAGGCGGUGCUCAGUGCCUUGAACCAGACGCUCUGCGCCGCCAGGGUGGGGAGCCUCAUCUUGGGCUAUACCCGCUCCCGAAAAGUGGACAAGCGCAGCGAUCCGUACCACGUCUACAUCAAGAACAGGGUCUCCAUGAUCUAA
This is a messenger RNA of Mesitornis unicolor (brown roatelo), 186 nucleotides long. It is a transcript of the gene KCNE3, whose product is annotated as potassium voltage-gated channel, Isk-related family, member 3. Lineage: Eukaryota; Metazoa; Chordata; Aves; Mesitornithiformes; Mesitornithidae. Bases 1 to 186 code for a protein of 61 amino acids. The transcript has 2 exons. The record is from RefSeq and is a predicted model, not a curated record.